CUCACUCACUCACUCACUCAUAUGGCAGGUGUGUGUCGCCGCUGCAGGUGUGUGCGUGCGUGUGUGUUGGCCAGGUGUGCGUUAAUAACCAGGUGAAUCGUGACGCCACACCUGGAGAGAAGGUCAGUGGGAGACUCCAGGCGGGGUGAGACGCGUGCUGUGAUUGGUCCGUCUGGCAGCUGCGCCCUUGCUGAUUGGCUGGUGUGCGUGGGUUGUUGCGGACUGCGGGGACUGUAUUGGGGUGUUCCUGACGCCCACACGCAUACACACACACAAACACUCCUGGCUGGUGUGUUGGGGCGUGUGAGGCUGAGGGUGUGUGGUGGUGUGGUGGUGUAGUGUGGUGUGGUGUGGUGUGGCAGGGGCGGCAGGUACGCGGCCCCCUGCGUGGUGUGUACCUGCGUCCCCUCGUCCCUCGCGCGGGCCGCCGUACGCAGGCUCGCCUCUUGCCAGUGUGCUCCGGAGGGUCCUCGCGCGUGGAGGCAGCAGUGUGGUGCGUGGCGGCGGCUGGCGCUCCGAGAUGGUGUGUGUGCAGUAGUGUGUUGUGAGCCGCGCGGUGCCGCCGACUAUGUGAGCCAGUGCCCUGACGCCCGCCGCCCGCCCCGCCGCCCUCAGCCCCGGCCAUGGCCAAGUCUGUGUGCGUGUCGUCCGUGCUGCUGCUGGUGGCCACGCUGGCGGGCGCCACCGAGGGCGAGACGGCGAAGGAGUCCCGGUGCGAAGAGAUCACCAUCCCUAUGUGUCGCGGCAUCGGCUACAACACCACCUCCAUGCCCAACCAGUUCAACCACGACAGCCAGGAGGAGGCGGGCCUGGAGGUGCACCAGUUCUGGCCGCUCGUAGAGAUCCUGUGCUCGCCGGACCUCAAGUUCUUCCUGUGCUCAGUGUACGCACCCAUCUGUAUCGACGACUACGACAAGCCCUUGCCGGCCUGCAGGAGUGUCUGUGAACGGGCCAAGGCAGGCUGCGCGCCCAUCAUGCACCAGUACGGCUUUGAGUGGCCUGAGCGCAUGGACUGCUCCAAGCUGCCCGAGUACGGCGACUCGGACCACCUGUGCAUGGACAAGAGCAACGGCUCGGCCCCGGAGCGCAAGACCAGCAAGAUGUCCACCACGCUGGACAAGGAGUGCGAGGGCAAGAACUCCCGCUAUUGCCACGACGCCUGCCAGUGUUCCUGCAAGCUGCCGCUGGUCAAACCGGACGCUGUGUACCGCCACGCCGGAGGCGCCAACCACUCAUUCAGCGUGGGCCCCGUGGCAGACUGCGCACUGCCCUGCCACGCCGUGUACUUCAAUCCCGACGAGCGCACCUUCGCGGGCGUGUGGGUGACCACGUGGGCGGUACUGUGCGGCGUGUCCACCCUCACCACCAUCACCACCUUCCUCAUCGACAUGGACCGCUUCAAGUACCCCGAGCGGCCCAUCAUCUUCCUGAGCGGGUGUUACUUCAUGGUGUCCCUGGGGUACGUGAUCCGCCUCGCCGCGGGGCACGACUACGUGGCGUGUGACGGCAACAUGAUCAUCUACAACUCCAACCUGGUGCGCCACAACCCGCACGACUCCGGCCUGUGCAAUACCGUGUUCCUGCUGGUGUACUUCUUCGGCAUGGCCUCCAGCAUCUGGUGGGUGGUGCUGGCCUUCACAUGGUUCCUGGCGGCGGGCCUCAAGUGGGGAAACGAGGCCAUCGCGGGCUACUCCACCUGGUUCCACCUGGCGGCGUGGCUCAUCCCCACCAUCCAGAGCAUCGCGGUGCUCAUGACGCACGCCGUGGACGGGGACGCCGUGGCGGGCAUCUGCUACGUGGGCAACCAGGACAUCACCAACCUGCGGGUGUUCGUGCUGGCGCCGCUAUUCGUGUACCUGCUGCUGGGAUCCUGCUUCCUGCUGGCCGGCUUCGUGUCACUGUUUCGCAUCCGCAACGUGAUCAAGCAGCAGGGCCGCACCAAGACGGAGAAGCUGGAGAAGCUCAUGAUCCGCAUCGGCGUAUUCAGCGUGCUGUACACCGUGCCCGCCACCAUCGUGCUGGGCUGCUACGUGUACGAGCAGCUGUACGUGGCGGAGUGGCACGAGGCGCUGGUGUGCCCGUGCAGCCCACACCGCGGCCAGCGCCCCGACUACUCUGUGCUGAUGCUGCGCUACUUCAUGACGCUUGUGGUGGGCAUCACGGCGGGAUUCUGGAUCUGGUCCGGCAAGACGCUGGGCUCCUGGCGCCGCUUCUACCGCCGCUUGUGUCCAGCCGCCCACGCCCACACCUACGACUACCCCACGCGGCCCAUCAAGCAGUCCGCGGCACCUUCCUGCGGCUCCUUCCCGCCGCCACCCCUCAGCGCGCAGGGCACCGCCGCCAGCGUGGCGUCACACCUGGGGCCCGUUAGCAAGACGCUGCCACUCUCCCACGUAUGACAAGAGAGGGAGGAGGCGGGGCGGGGCGGGGGGGCCCUGAGCACCGCGGGGGGCGGCCCGCCCAGCCUGGCGCCCUCUGCCCCCCCUAGCGUCACCUCCCCACACGUCUACGUGGAUCCCCGCGACGACUUGCUGCCCUACGACCUGUGAGGUGCAGCCCCCUGGCCGCAGAGCCCCCGCCCCCGCGCCCCUGAGGGCCAAGGGGGCACCUGCCCGCCUCCUGGGCACCACACCUGUGAUUAUUGUAUCCACGCCCCGCGGCGCCAGCCCGGGGCCGCUGACCCGCAGCGCCGCGGCGCCAGUAGGACCUGAGGGCCACAGUGCCUGAGUGCCGCGUCAGUAUUGCCGCCAGUAUUCCCGGGCGCCGCUUCGCCCCGCCCCGCCCCGCGCCGGGCACAGACAGUGAUGCAUCGAGGCGCGACAGACAGACAGACAAACUGUGCAGUGCUGGGUGUUGCCGUGUUCAGUAUUGCUGUGUGGUGCACACACGCGUACACACACACACAUUGUACACACACUCACACACACACGCACACACACACACACACACACACACACACACACACACACACACACACACACACACACACACACACACACACACACACACACAGACAGUGUACAUGUGUACAGAGGCAGUGUGCGUGCACAGCGCCGCGCCGCCAUGUUUUGUAUGUCAGGCUUCAGCUCCAUAUUUGCAUAUCAUUAUACAUUAAACCUAUGCUGUCACUGGC
Portunus trituberculatus (swimming crab) is the source of this 3133-nucleotide messenger RNA. RefSeq names its product frizzled-8-like (gene fz2). Gene Ontology annotation, biological process: non-canonical Wnt signaling pathway; canonical Wnt signaling pathway. The record is from RefSeq and is a predicted model, not a curated record. Gene Ontology annotation, molecular function: Wnt receptor activity; Wnt-protein binding. Bases 624 to 2399 code for a protein of 591 amino acids. Gene Ontology annotation, cellular component: plasma membrane. The transcript has 2 exons. NCBI's taxonomy places the organism in Eukaryota, Metazoa, Arthropoda, Malacostraca, Decapoda, Portunidae.